Chinchilla lanigera (long-tailed chinchilla) is the source of this 1644-nucleotide messenger RNA. RefSeq names its product coiled-coil domain containing 78 (gene Ccdc78). The transcript has 13 exons. NCBI's taxonomy places the organism in Eukaryota, Metazoa, Chordata, Mammalia, Rodentia, Chinchillidae. Gene Ontology annotation, cellular component: cytoplasm. The coding region runs from base 97 to 1515 and encodes 472 amino acids. The record is from RefSeq and is a predicted model, not a curated record.
GUAACGCUGCACAGCGUGUAGCAACAACCACCAGGCAGGGCAGGGCAGGGCAAGUAGAGACACUGGGUUUGCGAGAGGCCUGAGUUCCUGUUCUGUAUGGAGGGUCCAGCAGCCCAAGGCCCCAGGCCAGGGGCCCUCCCUCAGGCCACAGAGAAUCUUGUACCACGAGUCAAGGACUGGCUGCCAGCAGAGCCCUGCUCCCUGCUCCCUGAGGGUGUUCCAGCCUGGGCCACCAAUCUAGAGUCACAGUUUCUGUCAGAUCUGGAGCUGAGUGAGGAGCAGCGGUUACAGAUCUCUAAGGAGCUGGUCAACCUUCAGAUCACAACCCAUCGCCUGCAGGAGCAGCAUGAGGCAGAAGUUUUCGAGCUAAAAAAGGAGGUCCUUCGCCUGGAGAGCCGGGUGCUAGAGCUGGAGCUGCAUGGAGAUCAUGCCAGGCCAGGGUGCACAGCCCCGGUGGAGGCCAACCCAGAUCACCACCAGGCACUAGCACAAGAGUUCAGUCAGAAAGCCAAGGCACCUGAAUGCACUGAUCACCGCAGACUCCAGCUACUGGGAGGCUGGGAGCAGCUACAAGAAGUAAAGCAGGCGCUGGAGCAUCACAAGGCCCAGCAGCAGGCACUAGAGACACGGAUGGCAGCCCUGGGCCAGCAGCUUCAGGGAGCCCAAGAGGAUGCCAGGGCAGCCAAGCAGCAACUGGCUGCACAAGCUGUGGUGCUGUCCACCUGCCAGGGCCAGCUCUGCCAAACCAAGGCUGAGAAUGCCCAGCUGCAGCUGAAGCUGAAGAAGCUGAAUGAAGAGUAUGCCAUCCGGCUGCAGCAUUGUGCCCAAGAGGUGGUGAAAUAUGCUGAUGGUACAGGCCAAGCAGGCCUUCAGACGUUCCUAGAGGCCACUCUGGAGAAUAUCCGGGCAGCACACCACAACCGUGAGCAACAGCUAGCACGGGCUGCUCGGGCCUACCGCAAACAUUUGGCAGAUCUGAGCUGUAGGCAUGAGGAGCUACUGGUCACUUGCAGUAUGCAGCAGAAGCAGCCCCAGCCACUGGUGGACCCCAACAGGGCACCUGGAACCCUCAAGGCUACCUUUGCUGCAACCACUGACCUGGAAUCACUGCCUGUGAAUCUGGCCACUGAGCUCAGUCACCUGCAGGACGAUAAGCACAGCAGGCUUGGAACACUGCUUUUCUACCCACAGAAGGGACCUGGUGAAGCCUCUCAAGGGGGUGCAGCAGAGCCACAGGGUCUACAUACUGCAUCCUGCGUUCAGAUCUGCCAGAAGCUCCAAGACUUCUCCCAAGGCACUCAGGCGGAGCUGGAACAUGAACGGGCACAGCUGUUGGUCAGGGCCUUUGUGGCCGAGGAGCAGCUUUCUGAGCUUCAGGAGUAUGUGGACCAGCACCUGGGCAGGUACAAGCAAGAAAUCCUGAGGCUGAGGAAGCUGGUGGGUACAGGGGACCCCUGGAAAGCAGGGGCCACACCUGCAGCCAAGCCCCAGCAUUCAAGGACCCACAGCCACUAAGCCAGUAGGCAGUCUUCCAAAGAGCACAGAUCAGACCUCUGCAAGCCAGCAUGGACCCCUCCCCAAACCCCAGCCUCAGUGUAUGGGGUCACCUCUCCCCGCAACUCACUAUGAAAGAAGUCAGCAUGA